Molecule: messenger RNA, 574 nt
Organism: Anneissia japonica
Lineage: Eukaryota; Metazoa; Echinodermata; Crinoidea; Comatulida; Comatulidae
Product: protein C-ets-1-like
Exons: 2
Coding region: 68-361 (97 amino acids)
Molecular function (GO): sequence-specific DNA binding
Source: RefSeq, a predicted model, not a curated record
UAAAUCUAUUAUUUUUACAGAUUUGCAUCCUGCUAUUCCACCACCUACACCAGGAACAAAUGCAUUGAUGAAUGCCUGGUUAAAAGAAAGUUUCAGCAGUUUUAAAAAAGAGCAACUGAGACUCAACAUACCUUCAGACCCUGGACAAUGGAGUGAAUGCCAUGUAGUUGCCUGGUUGCUUUGGGCUAUCAAGGAAUUUUGUCUGGAAGGUGUACUUGUAGAGAAUUUCAGUAUCACUGGACAGAAGCUAGCUAGUCUUUCAAAGCAAGACUUCCUUUCAAUGGCGCCCCCAUUCAUGGGAGACAUUCUGUGGGAACACAUUGAACAGCUAAAGAAAGGUCAGCUUAUGCUUUUAAUAUAAUAUUCCUUAUUGUAGACAAAUUUUAUGUAACUAUAUAAGGAUCUAUGAUUAACACUCUAUUCUUAUUCUGAAAUAACUUGAACAAUAAUUAUAAGAAAUGACAACAGCAUUUUUGAGACUAAUUCUAACAUUUAGGCGCCAAUAAAAAAUAUUGUUAAUUUAUCAUCCCUGCGCAAAUGUCUUCUAUGGUACUGGGAAAAAAAAUAUUUUUGA